Siniperca chuatsi (mandarin fish) is the source of this 6054-nucleotide messenger RNA. RefSeq lists its product as uncharacterized. Gene Ontology annotation, cellular component: nucleus; shelterin complex. The transcript has 12 exons. Gene Ontology annotation, biological process: regulation of transcription by RNA polymerase II; regulation of telomere maintenance via telomere lengthening; telomere capping. Gene Ontology annotation, molecular function: telomeric repeat DNA binding; DNA-binding transcription factor activity, RNA polymerase II-specific; RNA polymerase II transcription regulatory region sequence-specific DNA binding. Lineage: Eukaryota; Metazoa; Chordata; Actinopteri; Centrarchiformes; Sinipercidae. The coding region runs from base 115 to 3570 and encodes 1151 amino acids. The record is from RefSeq and is a predicted model, not a curated record.
GACGUCAUUCAAGCGACAAGAGGAAGGAGCGCCAUUUUGAAAAAAAAAAACACUCACCAGCAAACAACUCUUCUUAGUUGUUCUUGGUUUAAGAACAAAUAGAAAGAAAACGACAUGGAGCCACAGGUGAACUGGUCUCAUGAAGAGACUAAGGCGCUUAUAGCAGUGUGGUCGGAAGAAAAAAUACAGCAUGACCUCGGGGAAUCAUUUAGAAAUGAGAAAGUAUACAGGGAAGUGUCAGGUAGACUGGCUGCAGUAGGCAUGAGUCGCUCUGCGAAACAGUGCAGGGACAAGAUAAAGAAGCUUAAACUUGAAUACAGGAAAAUAAAAAAACACAGUGACAGAUGUGGGGACAAAGUUAAGACCUUCAGGUGGUACGAUGCUAUGGACACUAUCAUGAGUGAAAGACCAGCUACAACAGACAACACAGAACAGUCAGCCACCAUGAUACCUGAAUACAUGGUUUCAGAUGCUGGAACAGAUUCGCACACUAUGACGGACAUUCCUGGAAGCUGCAACAGCACCUUCGUACCCUGCCCUACACCAGGCCCAACACCUUGCCCCACAGAGAAACCACAGUACCCAGGUUUCUACUCCAUUCAACUAGAAGAUGUUGACGGUCCGUCUACAAGUACCUACAGCUCUACUGCAGUGCAAACAUCAGUCAAAGAUACGCCCUUGUGCUGUUGGUCAAAUAGAGAGGUCCAAGCAUUAUUGACACUUUGGGCAAAUCCCGCUGUUCAAGAAGAGCUUCUCCUCAACGUGAGGAAUAAUAAAGUUUACGCCCGCCUAAGUGCUAAACUAGCAUCACUUGGAUUCAACAAAGCGCCAAAGAAGUGCAGGGAGAAAAUAAAAAAACUGAAGCAGGAGUACAAGAGAAUCAAAAACGGUCAACACAGAGGUGGAAGCAACAGCACCCGUACAAGUGUAUGGUUUGCCAUUAUGGAUGAUGUCCUCAGUUCCAAGGCUGCAGCAGCAAGACAUUCAGAAACAACAGAGCCCUCCUCCACAGACCCCUCUCUGCUCAGUCAGUCACAGUCUGUCCUGGAUGUGGACACUGAUGAUGAAACCCAGUGGUUGCCUGAUGAAAUCCAAGUGCUGAUGACCCUCUGGGCACAACCAAACAUUCAGAGACAGCUUCUCACCACAGCAACAAACAAUCAAGUCUUUAGGUACCUCAGCAGUGAACUCGCGUUGGUGGGGUUUAACAAGACACCACAUCAGUGCAGUCUUAAAGUGAACAACCUUAAAGAGGAGUACAGGAAAAUCAAGGAAGUGGAACCAUAUGGGGACGUUAAAUGUGACUGGUUUGCUAUUUUAGAAGGAGUCCUUGGCCCUGGUGGAGAGACUUCUACAGAGGUGGAUUCAUCUGCUGUGCUGACACAACCUAAGUCACCAGAGUAUGUGCAUGUGAAAGAUACGUCGCGGGCUGUUUGGACAUCAGAUGAAGUCAAAGUGCUGCUCAGCCGAUGGGCAGAGAAGAGCAUCCAGGAGCAGCUUCGAUCAACUAGAAAUGAGAGAGUGUUCGCUCAGCUGAGCUCCGAGCUCGCCACUCAGGGCUUUGAUAAGACCACCAGCCAAUGCAGGUCAAAGAUAAGACUGCUGAAACAAAAAUACAUAAAGGUUAAGGAUCAGACGGACUCUAAAAAGCAAAAGAGCAGAUGGUUUGCCAUUAUGGAUAAAGUCCUUGGUCGUUGUAAGCCAGAGGCUGAGACUAAAGAUGCAGCUGAAGUCAUGGAUUCACCCCCUGUAUCUCUGCAGACAUCACAGCAAGACCUUUCUGAAACAGUGGAAGACUUAAGUUCCUGCUUGUCCGUCUCCUCAUUGUGUCUUCUGGUUCCAACGCUGCGUCUGAUGUGUGCCUUUGCCUGGCAAGUGGUCCAGUGUUGUAAUGUGCUACAUUAUGGAAAGGUGGAGGAGCUGGUGAGGUUGGUGACAGAGCUGACUCCAGAGCUGCUGACGCCCAGAGAGAAAGUGCAACUCCUGCUCAGACUAAGGGCAAGGAUGGUGUUGGAAUUGUGUCGCAGUGAGAGCGCAGCUAACCUGCUGAAUAUGCAGCCUCACCUGAGGGUCAUUCAAAACCUCACAAUGGGCUCCACCUGUGAUCAGCAGGUAAGUCUGCAGGAAUUGGAGGAGUUGGAAAAUUCAAAGUCAAACUUUGUGGAGGUUGUUCAUAUUCUGCUCAAGGACACAGAGGAGAGAAAGAUGUUUUUCAAGGAGGUCUUUCCCAUCCACUAUGGCCAGCAGUAUGAAGCCACAUUGCACACAUUAGUAUGGAAAUUCAUCUCAACACUGGAUAAUCUUUUGCCUAUACCGGAUAUUAAACAGACUGCAGAGUGGCUCAGCAGCACCCCCUCUGUCAUGGAAGAAUGUGGACAACUGGUUUUGGAACCGGAUCAGCUGAAGGCACUACUGCACUUCCACCAGCAACAGUCAGGAAGCACAAACAAAUGCUACUCUCAAACUCAGAGUAUGUUUUUGCCAAGGCUGUCUCUUCCCCCCAAACCAAACUCGAAGCAACUCGCUUCAGAGCAACAGGAAUUGUCCACAGGUAGCGAAGAUGAAGGGCAGUUUGAUUAUAGGGAGGAUGAGGAGCCCGUUGAGGAAAACCAUACUGACGUUAGUCCAACUCUGGAGGACUGUAGCAAAAGAGAAGAAGACCUGAAGUUAAAAGAUGAACAAAGCGAUGACCGGACCGCUGCAAACUGCUCAAAUUUAAACAAUCGUACACUUUUAAGACUGCAGACCUGCUCUUUGUGUCCUUACUCCGACAGCCAAGUGUCAGGUCUUCUGCAGCACAUCAGACAGGCGCACCUGAUCCAGGAACCCAGCCGACCUCAGUCUAAAGAACCUCAGACAGACAACGUCCUUCAGGAAGUAGAUGCUGAAACGUGCACUCCUGAGAUGAGGAGUGCAACAAACACAUGCAUGUAUUGUGCGAAAGUCUUCAAGGAUGUUUCAACCCUGAACAGCCACAUAAAAACACACACACUGCCAUUCCACUGCGACAAGUGUGAGAAGAAGUACUCGUCCAGAUGGUCCCUGGAUGUGCACCGCCGGAUUCACACGGGGGAGACACCAUAUUUGUGUUCGCACUGUGGCCGGGGCUUCAGGUCUUCUUAUAACCUCGGUUUGCACGUUCGCAUUCACACAGGAGACCGACGCUAUAAAUGUCACAUUUGUGGAAAGACUUCGAUCCAGCACCUGACGAGACACAUGCGGAUGCACAGAGGGGAAAAGAACUAUCUGUGCACAGAAUGUGGCAAGGCUUUCCUCUCCUCCGGGGAGUUAAGGCUACACAUGAGGUAUCACACAGGCGAGCGUCCAUACACGUGCAAACACUGUGGGAGAGGUUUCAUAGCAAAGUGCCUAUUGACGGUUCACAUGCGCCAACAUACAGGAGAGAGUCCUUACAGGUGUUCAGUGUGUCCCAAAUCCUUUCACACUUUGAGAGCGCAGAAGAGGCACAUGAUGAUCCAUUCGAACAAAAAGUCUUCCCAGUGUCUGAAGUGCGGUAAAAUAUUCAGGCAAGAAGGCACUUUUAAAAUGCAUGUUCAAACACAUAAAUGAAAGUAGUAGCUGGUGUUUUAAUACAAGAAGUGUAAAAUAUGUAAAAUUGUAUGUCAUUCUGGUUUAAACAGUGCAACUUGCAGUCUGGUUUUAAAAAUAUUCCAUCUCAUCUUUAAGUCAAUAUUGCUAAUAUAUCAGCAAGGAUAGUAAAUCCAUUAAUGCAUAAAGGACCAGCUUAGUCAUUAUUUUCUAACUAUGCAAAGCUACCAUUCCAAAAACAUAGCACAGAUAAUCUUAAGGGUUUGUGUGAGCCACUGAUAUUUUAAUAGAAGUUGUUGUUUAUUACUGACAAAAAGUUUAUAAUUGACAAAAAGUCAAAUUAAAAAUGUGAAAACAGUGAUUUGGCAAAAGAUUUUUUUUUUAUUCUGAAGAACUUGAAGGGUUGGUUCAUCCAAAUCACAACAUAUUAUAUUUUCUCACCUACCUCUAAUGUUAUCUGGCUAUGCAGAUAGUUUUGGUUUCAUUCGCUUUUUUUUGUUUGUUUGUUUUAAGAUUUUUUGACAUGUCUGCUUUAUUUGGUAGAGACAGGAAAGGCAGGGGAGAUAUCAUUACAUGCAGUAAAGGGCCCGGGCUGGAUUCGAACCCGCGCCGCUGUGGCACGGACUCAGCCUUGAUACAUGGCACAUGCUCCGCUUUCUGCUUCCCUCCAAUGUGGAGAUGAAAGGAACUUGGUUUAUGGUGCUCACAGCAUUGAAAAGUUAAUUGUCAAGUUGCAUUAGGGGGAUUGUAGGAUCCAGUGUUUUUGGUGUUUUAGCCAAACUAAAAGUCAGGAUAUCUCGGCCUCUGCUGCACACCUUUUGACUACUCUUUUUUUUAAUAUCUCUUGUGAGUCCUCCAAGUUAAUUUAAGUGCAAUGCUAAAUCACUGGGGUGCCCCUUUUAAGGUUGCUGCUUGUGUGUCUCCCUAAAAUGCACAGUGUCCUGGCAUACGCUCAAUGCUGUGCCCUGCCCUAAAAGAAAACAAGACAUACAAAGAAAUUAACUACACACAACGAAAUAUCUAUAUUAUCACGUGUAUUUUCAGUUUUGAAAAGUUUUGUCAUUAAAGGAAUGUUAAAACAACUCACUCUGACAGAGCAAUCCCCUCAGAAAUUAUUAUAGGUGCCCAUUUGAACCUCAUAAAGAAAUCCUUUCUAAACACCACCCACAUGCUGUAUGAAAGUGCAUUUUUUCUUCCCAUCGUCAUUGCUUCCUUGGGACGAUAAGUGAGACUGUUCUUUAUUCAGUCUGCCCUUUUCCUCCACAUCUGUUUGGACUGGUGCCAUGUAAUAUAUGUUUGUGUCCAUUUCAGCAUCACUUAUUCUUCUCAACGGACCUCGUUGUCAUGGUCUGGCCUGCUCCCAUCAGUCCGCACAGGAGGACUAAUACUUUAACCACCACAAUAAUCGUUUUUUCUGAUGCCUGAAAUAAGGGGAAAUAAUUUUAUAAGCCAUCAAGUUACUUUUAUUUAGCCAAAAUGUGGAUCCAAGUGUGAAAAUAUAAAAUGUGAGUGACUUAACCCUAAAAAACCUAAAAACCCUUCAAGAACCACAUCAGUGUUUUGUGUGUUUUAAGCAAUUUACUACAAAUUGCGUACACUGACAUUGGAUUUAAGCAUGUCAUAGUGUUUUGAUUUUUUAAAUGUGUUUUCUUGCCUUCCAGGCAGCCAUUGGGUACCAUUCACUUAACUACAGUAAGGCUGCGACUAUUAAUCUUAUCGAUUAGUCAUUUAGUCAAUAAGAUGGUCAGAAAACAUUGAAAAAUGCCAGUUAAAAUUUUCUGGAGUCCAAGUUGAUGUCUUCACUUUACCUGUGUUGUCUGACCUAAGAGACCAAAAGCCAAAGAUAGGGUUAGGGUUAGCAGUGUGGCUCUAGGGAUGGCAAUGGGUCCACCACUUUGGUCCAGUCAGAAAUAUCUCAAUAACUACUGGAUGGAUUGCCAUGAAAUUUGGAACAAAUAUCCAUGGUGCCUAGAGGAUGAGUCCUUGUGACUUUGGUGCUCAGUAUGUGAUUUGUUAAGUGCCAUGGAUUUAACAAUACACAGCACAGUUAGGCCACUAAUAUUUCAGAGCCAUGGACUGGGCCAUAGAUUGUAACUUGCACAAACCUCAGUCAGAUAAAGGAUCAAUGAGUCAGGCUGACAUAUUCAACUAAACAACCCCUCUGCCCCUGCACUCUCUGCUACUGGGGGAUGGAGAGGGGGGGAUGGCAGGUUAACAAGGGGGAUGCAUUUUUACUGAGUGCUUUUCAAGUGGAAAAAAUGUUUUUGCUCUGCUGUGAGAAGACAAUCUUUAACUAGGUACAGAGUGAAGUCUGUAUGUGUGUGUAUAUGCAUCAAGCAGUCAAAACCAGGCAUGAGAAAUGACUUUGUUAUGAGAAGAAUCGAUAUGAUGCGUGGAGUAUGGGAAGUUGUUUGUUACUCAGCAUAGUCGGCUUGAUUUGCUGUGUGAUUUUCAUGUAAGGGGUCUUCUCUCUUUGUGUACAUGAAUAAAAACCUUGUAUUCACA